AUGGGAGGCGGAGAGAGCAAGCACCGUCGGCCGCUACAGCGACAGGAGGAGCCACAGAAGGAGAGAUAUGACUUCAAAUCGAUAAAGGACAAAUUUGAGACGAUCGAGGAGUCCAUCUCUCCCCAUCAUCUCAAUCCCUACCAGUACGCCAUCAAGAUCUUGGGCGAAACCCUCAGCGCGUUCGAUGACGACGGGUUGAUCCCCGUGUUCGGCUUCGGUGACAAGCAGACGCAGGACAAGACUGUCUUCCCUUUCUUCCCCGGUCUGGCACUACCUGCGCUGGCUCGUUUUGAGUUGCGAGGGGAGGCCAUCAACAUCGUGAAGCGCGAGAGGGCGUACCACAUUCUCAUCAUCAUCGCCGACGGACAGGUGACGCCCGACAGCGAAUACUGCCAAGCCGAGACCGAGACCAAGAACGCCAUCGUCGAGAAGACGAAUCAAACGAACACGCAGGCCUCCCACUAUCCUCUGUCGAUCAUCUUGGUCGGCGUGGGCGACGGACCCUGGGAUUCCGCUGAAGAGCAGUUUGAUGACGGUCUGCCGACCCGACAGUUCGACAACUUCCAGUUCGUCAACUUCCACAAGGAGGUCUCCUAUGGCGGCGAGGAGUUCGGCCCGGCCUACUUCGCCGUGGCCGCCCUCCAGGAGGUGCCCGAGCAGUACGAAGCCAUCCGCAAGCUCGAGCUGCUCUGA
Messenger RNA from Acanthamoeba castellanii str. Neff, 693 nucleotides. RefSeq names its product RINGfinger protein. The transcript is spliced from 8 exons. NCBI's taxonomy places the organism in Eukaryota, Discosea, Longamoebia, Acanthamoebidae. The coding region runs from base 1 to 693 and encodes 230 amino acids. The record is from RefSeq and is a predicted model, not a curated record.